GUGUUCUCACCGCUACACGAGAUUACACCACAACAUUACUCAUUAUAAGUUCUGCUGAAUUCAUAAUUUUCUCUCAGGACUCGUGGUAGAGACUAGAGCAACAAUGAAGGGAGGAAGUGGAAUAUCCCAGCUGCUGCUACUACUGGCUCUUCUUUACUUGAGCGCGGGACAUUCCUGUCCACCCUGUAAUCAUAAUGAAUGUCCAGAGAUGACGUGUCCCAAUGGCAUAGGCACCGACAUGUGUGGCUGCUGUCCAAAAUGCACCAAAGGCCUUGGUAAACCAUGUGGAGGCAUCUGGAAUCAUGCUGGCUCGUGUGAUGAAGAAUUUAUAUGUAGUAACCCGCCAAACACUGAUAAUCAGGAACCUGGAGUAUGCAUGCUGAAGGAGGAGACAGAUCAGAGGCUGACUUAUUUCCUAUGAGGACGACAACUGCCAGUUCUUCCUAUCAAUGACCUGCGGCUAUUAUCUUUUACAUAGCUAAAAUGUUGCCCUAAUCCUGUGAAUUUUAGAACAUCUGUUAAGUUAUUCUCAGUGGAUCCGAGACACAGGUUUGAUCCUGGUGGCUGGACCACUUGUCUGUCUCUAUAAUAUGUUGACUACAACCCACUGGAUAACAAAGAGAAAUAAAGCUGUCAAACUAAGUUCGCUACACAGAUCUUAUUUAAUCUUAUUUCCUGCUAUCAUUCUAGAUAUUUUUAAACUUUGCGUCAAAGAAUCUAAAUUCACGGUUAAUGGUAAACUGAUUAUUAAAAUUAUGAUAUCACA
Messenger RNA from Cherax quadricarinatus, 766 nucleotides. The record is from RefSeq and is a predicted model, not a curated record. NCBI's taxonomy places the organism in Eukaryota, Metazoa, Arthropoda, Malacostraca, Decapoda, Parastacidae.